AUGGGAAGAGGUGAGACAACGAGGGUUGGAGGUUAUCGAUUCUCCUCCAUUUCUGUUCUCGCGAAUACCUUGACUUUAUCAACGUUCAAGAUGGUGGCAGAGGCACCUUUUAGACCAAGAGAACAACUUCUUGAGAAGCAAAGAUUGUUUCAAAGCAUCCACAAACACACUCAUUUGAAAAGUCCAAUGGACAAGCUUACCUCAGUUGCCAUUCCUGUUGCUCUUGCUGGUUCUUGCCUUUUUCUCAUUGGUCGAGGUAUCUAUAACAUGUCUCAUGGGAUUGGAAAGAAAGAAUGAAAACUGAAGGCACACAUGAAAUGUUUACAGUUUUUGAAGCUAUUCUUGUUUUAAUUUAGACCUUUGUGUUGUUCAAGUUUUUAUAUGCUUUUAUGAAGUUUAAAUAAUUUGUUUGCACUUUGCAGUAGGUUGAACCACUGCAUUUUGACAUUGUACUUUCUGUUAUGGAGAAAUUCUUGAUCGUUGGAUGUUUUUUAGCAUGAUUUUAUCAAAUUUAAUUGGUAUCUAUCUAAUAUUUUGAAGUUUGGGG
Messenger RNA from Lactuca virosa, 547 nucleotides. Lineage: Eukaryota; Viridiplantae; Streptophyta; Magnoliopsida; Asterales; Asteraceae. The record is from the annotation of a GenBank genome assembly.